Molecule: messenger RNA, 937 nt
Organism: Prorocentrum cordatum
Lineage: Eukaryota; Dinophyceae; Prorocentrales; Prorocentraceae
Source: the annotation of a GenBank genome assembly
GUGCCGCGCUGCUGCGCACCUCGUAGAUGUGUGGACGCACCCCCUCUUGAAGGGCAGGUGGCGGCAGGCCAUCUCGGACAUCCAGGUGCUCUACCCCCCUGGGAGUGUUAUUUUCUCAGGCAAGCGCGCGCCCAUUCACUGCCAGAAACAACUGGCGUUCGUCCGGAUAGGCAAGACCAGUCCGCAGUGCAACCUGAAGCUCAUCGACUGGAAGGGCGGCGACUUCUUCACUUUCGACGCGGGCGCCAGUAUCAGGAUCGACCUUCCAGACCAGCACAAAUGGGAGGUGGGGGCGAUGAGCAGCAGCGCUGCGAGGCUGGUCGAAACGAUGGGCGCACAAGCUGGAUACAAUCUCCGGGGCCCCUGCGCCAGUGCGCUGGUCACCUCCAACAAGCUGCUGCUCGUGGAGACGCACCGCGCGGCAGAGGAGUGGAGCACCCGGCAGACGGGGGAGUGGCGCCGCGACCCCGCCACAGCGGCGGAGAGGAUCAAACGCCACCCUUCUGACAAGACGCCGGGGGCGAUCGCGCAGGUCCAGGCCACUCAGAACCAGCUCGCAGUGGCCCCAACUACGGCUCUCCACGCGGAUGGGCCCGACGACGCGCGCCUGGACUCCCUGCGGGUGACGGUUGAGCUGCCGCUCGGGGUCGCUGGCCCGUGCAAAAUGUGGAUGCCGCACUUCGUGAAGUGCGUCGGCGACGUCUGCCCGCUCGAGCUCAAUGAGGCGACAGAGGAGGAGGCGCUGGACUGGCACCGGUGGCGGCCGAUCAUGAACUUCGACAGCGGUUGGUCUGGCAAGAUUGUUGUGCAGCUGCUCAACCGCCAGGAGUUGACGACGACGCGCGCGGCCAUGCAGGGGCGUGGGGCCCGCAUCCUGGACCACGUGGCUGCCAUUAACGCCAGCUCGGACCGCGUCGGGCUGGGCGUGCACCAUUGA